Molecule: messenger RNA, 3138 nt
Organism: Hymenoscyphus albidus
Lineage: Eukaryota; Fungi; Ascomycota; Leotiomycetes; Helotiales; Helotiaceae
Source: the annotation of a GenBank genome assembly
GACGGUUUGUUGUACUGUUGGCGGUGGCGUGGUCCAUUUUCAGUGAGGGGUUAUCUCCGAGCAUACGGCCUCCUAGGCAAGAAAAGUUGCAGUAGAUGGCCUCAGUGUAAUAACUUGUUAGAAUAUUUCCUAGUUAUUUCAAGUUAUUAGAAUAAUUUACAUCACUAAUCCACUUUAGUAAUUCGAGUAAGUAACCCAAAUAUUUGGCUUCGAUACUUAGCUUAUACCAAAACAAGUAGAACAAUGAGGGAGAUAAUUUAUUGGCAUAUUCUUUCCCGCAAGAAAACACCUUUUCAACUGACUUUCCGCCGACGUCUCCUUUUGGAUGUAAGUCUACCGGUACCGCUUAUGGCACUAGUACAGGGAGUCCAUAUAUUUGCGGGGUGUUCGAGGUCAACACCAUGUCAACUUUGAUAAGUGGGUAUUGAGAGUCACCCACCCCUCCACCUUUUUAAGCAUAUUGAGGAGGCCGUCAAAGAACGGUAAUCUACCGCCGAGCUGAAGAAAAAGGAUACGGGUAGGUCUCACAUCGUCCCAGGCAUAACAAAGGUUGGGAUUUCGGGGGUUUUCACCGUGUACUCCACUACACAUCCCCGUCGAACUCAACUCUUGUUAGACAUGGGACGAAGUAUCAACUUUUCCCCAUGCGGUCAGGUAUCGUCCGCGUACUCCUUGCUGCAGCUCAGAGCGAAGCUGCGGAUCCGAGCUUACACGUUUUGGUCAGAGGUGGAAAUCAGAGGUCAUCCACGAGGGAUUCAGCGGGAACGAGGACCGUGUCCAGCUUUGUCGAAAUGGAACAUGAAGAUAUAUAAGGAGGCCGAUAUGUCCUCUGAACUUUCCUCUUCAUCCUCUUCGAUCAUCCUCUCUAACGCUCUAAUAGUCUCUUCUAUAAUUGACAAGAGCUCAUAAUAUCCUAAUUUCCUUCAUCAUGAAGAACACAUUCGUUACUUUUAUGGCUUUGGCCAGCACCACUUUGGCAUCUGCCAUUCCCCUUGUUUCGGACCUGGUCCGCGACUCUACACUCGCUACCCGCCAGCUUGCACCAGACUGUCAACACGGUCCAGAUUCCAGAGGCUGCUGGAGUCCUGGUUUCAACAUUGAUACUGAUUAUCAUGAUAACACCCCCAACACUGGAGUAACCCGAGAGGUAAGAAUCCAAGAUGCCUUUCUUCGGCUAUUUCCAUUUCUUCGCUUGGAAAGAACGCACUACUAUUUACUAACCUGACCUCACAGUACUGGAUAACUGCUGAGAACAUCACUCUCAGUGCCGAUGGUUACACAAGACAAGUUCUUGCUUUCAAUGGAACCAUUCCUGGGCCUGCCAUCGUAGGCGAUUGGGGAGACAAUUUCAUUAUUCAUGUCACCAACAACAUGCCCAACAACGGUACUGCUAUCCACUGGCAUGGCCUUCGUCAACUCAACUCGGUUGAGUAUGAUGGAGUUCCCGGUGUUACCCAAUGCCCUAUCGCUCCCGGAGAUACCCUUACGUACAGGUUCCAAGCUACUCAAUAUGGUUCUACAUGGUAUCACUCCCAUUUCACCCUUCAAUACGGAGACGGGUUACUCGGCCCUAUGAUUAUCAAUGGUCCAGCAACGGCAAACUAUGAUGAAGACUUGGGAUUGCUCUUCCUCUCCGAUUGGUCCCACACUCCAUUGCCACAACUUUGGGAUGUCGCUAAGCAAGGAGUCCCACCAGUUUUGGAGAACGGUGUCAUUAACGGCACAAACACUUACGACUGCAGCACCAGCACCGAUCCAAACUGUGUUGGAGGCGGUAGAAAGAAUGUCAACGUCUUCGAGCCUGGAAGAAGGUACCGAUACAGAUUGUUAAACUCGGCUCUUGAUUCUCACUUCCAAUUCUCCAUCGACGGCCACAGCUUUGAAGUCAUUGGCAUGGAUUUGGUGCCAAUUAUUCCCUACACAACCGAUAGCAUUUCUAUUUCCAUUGGACAACGUUACGAUAUUAUUGUCACUGCCAACGCUGCUCCAGGCGAUUACUGGUUACGAGCUGGUCUAGUUCAAGCAUGCGGUGCCAAUGCCAAUGCUGCAAAUAUCACUGGAAUCAUAAGAUACGAUGCUAGCAGCACUGCUGACCCAACUACCACUUCCUCAGUCACCCGAGAAGGUAUCUGCAGUGAUGAACCAGUCGCGAACCUUGUUCCUCACGUUCGCAUGGAUGUUGGAGCUUAUGACGCGUCUGCUGUAGAUCAGGAGGAACUCGGGUUCGUUUUUGAGGAGCACUUCAAGUGGACUCUCAACGGCACUAGUCUUCACGUCAACUGGGACAACCCAACCACCUUGAGAGUCUUCAACAACGAGAGCAUUUGGCCUGCCGAGUACAACGUUCAACCACUCAGAACUGUCGAUGAGUCAGACAUCUGGGCUGUGUACGUUAUCGAGGACCUCACUGGCUGUAAGUUACGAUUCCACAAUAUUAUUGACAUUAAAACUCGCAAAAGAAACAAAAGCUAAUCACAAUAUUAUAGUCGGUAUAACCCACCCAAUCCACCUUCACGGUCACGACUUCUGGAUCAUUUCCCAAGGUGUUGGUCUCUUCGAUGACGCAGCUGCCGCAGCCGUGAACCUCAUCAACCCCCCUCGCCGAGAUGUUGCUUCUCUUCCAGCCAACGGACAUUUGGCAAUGGCUUUUAAGAAGGACAACCCAGGAACUUGGUUGCUCCACUGCCACAUCGCAUGGCACGCAUCUGAGGGGUUCGCCAUGCAAUUCGUCGAGGACGAGAACAGAAUCGCCCUUACUAUGACGGACGCCGCUGUCUACCAAGACACCUGUGCUAAUUGGGUAGAGUUCGAGAGAACAAACAUCUUCGAGCAAGAUGACAGUGGAAUUUAAGCACCACACCAACACAACGCCACGAUCACUCUUUCAUAUAUUCAUGAUUUCAUUGCCAGCAACGACUUUCCCACCUGGGGCUUUUCUUCUCAGGCCGCGCGCAUUCAUUUCUCAGCGGUGCUUUUAGCGGGUGGAUUGUUUCCUUUUGUCAUAUUAGUAGAGGCUGAUUGGUGAGCGAGAGAUGGUAGUCAAGAGAGAUAAUGAUUUGAUGUAUAUACAUGCAUAGAUGGGGUGUCUUUACGCACAUAUGUUUAGCUCACAGAAUAAUCGAUAUGUAUUAAAUCACU